Molecule: messenger RNA, 2227 nt
Organism: Oncorhynchus gorbuscha (pink salmon)
Lineage: Eukaryota; Metazoa; Chordata; Actinopteri; Salmoniformes; Salmonidae
Product: CD82 antigen-like
Exons: 10
Coding region: 324-1097 (257 amino acids)
Cellular component (GO): membrane
Source: RefSeq, a predicted model, not a curated record
GCUCGUUAAAAUGGUGGGAGACGACAGAGGAUUCCCUCGCUCUGUUCCGAGCUGUUACACUAACAUGCUUGUUGCUGACGCUGAGCCUUUCUAAAAGUUAACAGCUGGUUACGUAACGCCCGGCACUAAGAGCUCGGAUCUCCACUCGGUCCCGUCCGCGCUCCGCUCCGCUCCGCGUCGUGUUGUUCACUCUUGGCUUUGUUAUUACCAGUCCAAAGUCCAACAGACAGACAGCUCACACACAACAGGACAAGGAGACCGACCACUCCGUUGCACCAACUUUUAUUCCCCCCUACAAACUUUACGCCAAACCAGCGAUCACAAUGGGGAAAGGCUGCAUGAAGGCAAUCAAGUACUUCCUGUUCCUCUUCAAUGUCCUCUUCUUCCUGUUUGGCGCCCUCAUCAUGGGGUUCGGACUGUGGGUCCUUCUGGACAAUGAGAGCUUCAUGGUCAUCCUGCAAGAGUCCUCCACAGCGCUGAAGAUAGCUUCCUACAUCCUGAUAGGUGUCGGUGGUCUCUCCAUGUUGAUGGGCUUCCUGGGUUGCCUGGGGGCUAUCUACGAGAUCCGCUGUCUGCUGGGCCUGUACUUCACCUGCCUGCUGCUGAUUCUGAUUGGUCAGGUGGCAGCCGGUGUACUCAUCUACUUCCAGAAGGACCUGCUAAAUAAGGAGAUGUCCAACAUCGUGACCCAGAUCCUGAGCAACUACCCUGGGAAGAACAGCACCACCGAGCAGGCCUGGGAUUACAUACAGAGGACGAUGGAGUGUUGUGGAUGGAGUGGUCGUAUGGACUGGCAUGGUAAUGCUGUCGUAGUGAACAGUUCCCAGCUGUUGUUCCCGUGUUCCUGUCAGAAUGUGUCUCUGGUUGAGGGUAACUCCUCCUCCGACAGUGGUUUCUGUGAGGCGCAGUCACUUGAUUGGCCCGUCUACGACAGGGGCUGUAACUCCAGUGUAGAGAGCUGGCUGUUUGCCAAUGUUGGAGUGAUCCUAGGGGUCUGCCUGGGAGUGGCUGUCAUCGAGCUCCUGGGUAUGAUCCUGUCCAUAGGGCUGUGUAAGAGCGUACACACUGAGGAUUACACCAAAGUGCCAAAGUACUGAAGAUGAUGACGACACACACACACACACACACACACACACACACACACACACACACACACACGUUCGGUGCAGAUGUUUAUUUGCUUUCAUUUUUUUUGUUUAAUUUUUGUUUUGUUUUUGUUAGUAUUUUUGGGGGGGGAGGCACUUGUCUUUUCUCUCAGUCCAGUUUCCAUCGGAGCACUUUAGAGACUGUAGUUAUGGAUUAGAGAGGAAGACGAGAGCAGACCGGGUCACAGAGACAACAGGAAAGAGAGAUGUGGAGAAAGUGAGGACAGAGAAGACGAGGAUGUGGAAAGAGAUGAAGGGUCGUCUCCUACCCUCGGCAGAUGCAGUCUACCACAUCCUUGACUUCUGGGGAAAGAUCCAUUUUAUCAUCAGGAAUCAAUCAUGAUCGCCAUUGUUUGUCAGCUCUCACAGGGUCCAAUCCUAACUUCAGAUAUGCAUGGAUCUCAGGUUCGGUCAACGGUUGUUAUUGAGUUGACCUGACUAGAAGAGGAAGAGUUCGGUCAACGGUUGUUAUUGAGUUGACCUGACUAGAAGAGGAAGAGUUCGGUCAACGGUUGUUAUUGAGUUGACCUGACUAGAAGAGGAAGAGUUCGGUCAACGGUUGUUAUUGAGUUGACCUGACUAGAAGAGGAAGAGUUCGGUCAACGGUUGUUAUUGAGUUGACCUGACUAGAAGAGGAAGAGUUCGGUCAACGGUUGUUAUUGAGUUGACCUGACUAGAAGAGGAAGAGUUCGGUCAACGGUUGUUAUUGAGUUGACCUGACUAGAAGAGGAAGAGUUCGGUCAACGGUUGUUAUUGAGUUGACCUGACUAGAAGAGGAAGAGUUCGGUCAACGGUUGUUAUUGAGUUGACCUGACUAGAAGAGGAAGAGUUCGGUCAACGGUUGUUAUUGAGUUGACCUGACUAGAAGAGGAAGAGUUCGGGUUAUUGGACUCCUGGAAAAUAAACAACGUUUAUGUUUUUAUUUUCUGUUCUUCAGUGUUUUGAGGAGUUAAUGCAUUUUUGUUUGUUAUAGUACCUUGUAUAUAAUUUAGUUUGGUAUUUCGUGAGCCUCUGAAUCUGCGUUUUUUUUGUUUUGUUGUGAAGAUGUUUUUUGUUCGUUGCAUGUUCUCUUUUUCAUGCAU